AUGAGGAGCUGCUGCCUGUUGGCGCCCGAGGAGCCUCCGCGGCGCGCCCCGCCUCUGCCCACCAUGCCCGCUGCCCAUGCCGACCAGAGCCCGCGGAUCCGGGAAGUUUGGGCUUGCAACCUGGACGAGGAGAUGAAGAAAAUGCGACCCGUUAUCCAGCAGUACAAUUACGUAGCUAUGGACACGGAGUUCCCAGGUGUGGUGGCCAGACCCGUGGGGGAAUUCAGAAGCUAUGCCGACUACCAGUAUCAGCUGCUGAGAUGCAAUGUGGACUGGCUGAAGAUCAUCCAGCUGGGACUGACGUUUAUGAAUGAGCAAGGAGAGUGCCCUCCAGGAACCUCCACGUGGCAGUUCAAUUUCAAAUUCAAUUUGAAGGAGGACAUGUAUGCGCAAGACUCCAUCGAGCUCCUCACCAUGUCAGGGAUCCAGUUCAAGAAGCACGAGGAGGAGGGCAUCGAGGCACAGUAUUUUGCGGAGCUCCUGAUGACAUCAGGAGUGGUGCUGUGUGAAGGGGUCAAGUGGCUCUCCUUCCACAGUGGUUAUGACUUUGGCUAUUUCAUCAAGAUCCUCACCAACUCUCCCUUGCCCGAAGAAGCCCACGACUUCUUCGAGAUCCUUCGACUCUUCUUUCCCGUCAUCUAUGACAUCAAGUACCUCAUGAAGAGCUGCAGAAACCUCAGGGGUGGACUGCAGGAAGUGGCCACUCAGCUGGAGCUGGAGCGCAUUGGCUCCCAGCACCAGGCGGGGUCCGAUUCCUUGCUCACGGGUAUGGCCUUUUUCAAAAUGAGAGAAAUGUUCUUCGAAGACCACAUUGACGAUGCCAAGUAUUCUGGAUACUUGUACGGUCUUGGUUCUGGAGCAUCCCACGUCCACAAGAAGGCCCACAGCGGGGCGCACAAUGGCUUCCAGAACGGCUACCAGAACAGCUUCCAGAACGUCCAGUAUGUCCACUAUGGCAGAGAACCAGUGUGGAGAGCAGACCAGCAAGCAUUCAUGAGCAUGCAAGAUAUGCCACCAUUUGAGGUUGAGGACCAUCAAUUCUACCCCUAUGGAGAGUGA
Molecule: messenger RNA, 1059 nt
Organism: Vombatus ursinus (common wombat)
Lineage: Eukaryota; Metazoa; Chordata; Mammalia; Diprotodontia; Vombatidae
Product: CCR4-NOT transcription complex subunit 7-like
Exons: 2
Coding region: 1-1059 (352 amino acids)
Cellular component (GO): CCR4-NOT core complex; P-body; CCR4-NOT complex
Molecular function (GO): poly(A)-specific ribonuclease activity; nucleic acid binding
Source: RefSeq, a predicted model, not a curated record